Molecule: messenger RNA, 1944 nt
Organism: Rhipicephalus microplus (southern cattle tick)
Lineage: Eukaryota; Metazoa; Arthropoda; Arachnida; Ixodida; Ixodidae
Product: copper homeostasis protein cutC homolog
Molecular function (GO): copper ion binding
Source: RefSeq, a predicted model, not a curated record
AGGCACGUGUGCCCCAAUUUCGUAUCCGAUCUCACAGUUGGCUUGCUGGGCCAAUAACAGUUGACCAAUGGCUUUUGAGCUGGAGGUGUGUGUGGACUCUGUGGCGUCGGCACUAACCGCUGCCGAGUCUGGGGCUACGCGACUAGAGGUGUGUGCUGGCCUGGCUGUCGGAGGGCUCACUCCUAGCUUUGGUUUGUUCCAGACCAUCCGACAGCGAGUGCCCUUGCCGAUCAUGGUGCUGGUGCGGCCAAGGGCUGGCGACUUCUGCUACACGGACGAGGAAGUCGAGGCCAUGGUGACUGACAUCGCCCUCUUCCGCCAGAAUGGAGCACACGGCUUUGUCAUCGGGGCACUCACCAGGGAAGGCGAUGUCGACAUGCGCACAUGCCAGCGGCUGCUUGUUGCUGCUGGUCCCCAGGCGGAUACAACCUUCCACAGAGCAUUCGACGUGGCUAGGAAUCCCCAGACAGCCCUGGAGCAGGUGAUCGAGCUCGGGUUUCGGCGUCUGCUCACCAGCGGCCAAGCUGCAAGUGUGGAGCAUGGCUUGGAGCUGCUUGCUAGACUCGCCAGCCAGGCCAAGGGCAGGAUACAGCUGAUGCCAGGAGGAGGGGUCAGCGAAUCCAACCUAGCCCACCUACUUCACGCAACUGGAGUCCGAUCUGUUCAUGCCUCUGCAAGCGAGCCCGUGCCUGCCGCAACACAGUCUACCCUGUCGUUUGGAGAUCAGCGGGUUUGCAGCGCCGCUCGUGUGCGCUCCCUUCUGGCUAUCAUUUACGCACAGGGCCACCUGUAGACAAGCCGCACAAAGCCGUUGUGACCACCAAAGAGGUCGUCUUUCAAGGCUCGUGCGACGGUCGCAGGCGACCCGUGCGUGAUGCUUUCGAACACGGUUUCCUGCAGACUGCAGUCAUCGAGCCUGUGUGUAAUUGCGGGAAGCUUGUAUGGAUUUCUCGUGGUUCGUGAGGGCUUUUUAUCGAGACUAUAUUCUAAAAUCCCAUCUACUGACACAUUGCGAAAUGGGUUAAGUGUCCUAUUUCAUUAAAUGAGUUGAGAUACUGCGACUGUGGCACAAAACUGUCUUAAUUUAGAUUUGCAGGGUCUGAAUGAAAUGUCCAAAUUAUUUUAUGGACUAAGGGAAGGGCACAGUCUCACUGCGCCAUGAUGCCCUUACAGGACGAAUUUGUCUUGCUUGUUUGUCUCUUAUACUAAACCUGAACAAUCACAUUCAACCUACAAGUGCUCACAUAUCAGAAAUGCUUGCCUAAAGUGUGCUAUCGAAAUGCUACCGGAGUCUUGCAAUUUUCUUUGCGGCAUGACACGUAGAGUUGAUCGGCUUCUGAUCAAGUAUGGCUGCUAUCGAAAAGUUGAAAGACAGCUCACAGGUGUGCAGUCAUCCUAUAUUAAAAUGAAUUCCGCAGUGUAUGCUGCAUUGUAGGCCUUAUGUGGAGUACGAAAAAAAACCACAAAAAAUGCCAAUCCUGUGUGCAACGUGCAGCACAGUCACAGCAAAAGCUGGAAAAAAGUGAUCUCUCAAAGCCUUUUCUAAACACUCUUUGGGUAAAUGCUAGAAGUACACUUGCUGGGUACCCACUACACCAUAAAUAAUCAUAAUUUCUGUGCAGUAGGCCGGCAUUCACUAUAUGUUAUCGUUCUUCAUUCUUCGGAGAAGCAUGGUAUCCACUAAAUACUUGCAAUGAAUUUUGUGUUGCAUUCAGAGGCUGACGACGAUGAAUUACGGCUGAAGUGGGUAUGUGCCAGAGCUGAUAGGUGAUGAAGAACAAGAUCUUGUAAUGGGUUGGAUCACUGGACGACCACUCUUUACGCAAUUCGCAUUGUGUGACACAUGGUUGUUGAUUUGCUGUUCUUAGAACGCUUUAUUACUCAUAUCAACCUGAUUCCUUUCUUUGACAUCGAGCCUGCCUAAGGCAAGUUUGCAAAGGACUC